CGCUGGAAAAGGUGACAGUUUCUAUUAAUUUUGUACAACAAUUUCCCUCACUUGAAGUUCAAAAACCACGUUAAAUACUACAACAGUAGCAACUUGGACUCAAAUUGUUAUCUGUCAGUUGUUAACACAAAAGAAGAAGGACAUCUAGACAAAAGAUGUCGUCCACAACAACCACGUAUCCUCAAGCCGUUGCAGUAAGGCGUCCAAUCAUGGCGGCCUAAUACUUUUUAUUCUCACUAGUUUAGCUGCAGUGUGAACUUCAAUCUUCAGAGACUUCAAGCCAUCGCCCCUUUGGCCCAUACAUGUCAAAAGCUUAACCUUUACCUUUAUACUUUCCCUCCCAUUGCAGUUCCAUGAUAUGUUUGGCUCACAUUCUUUUCUUAAUGGAGUUCCCUUCCUUCUAAAACUGCUUUUCUUUAGAGCCAAGGCAUGAUGAAACUAGGCCUUCUGAUGACAAACAACGACAGCUGCCACCAUGGAGCAGGAGAACCCGCCUCCUCCGGCGACCCGCCGGCAACAAGUCGGUCAAGGCGACUACAAGCAGGAAGGGCUGCUGCGGCCUCCGCGGCGGACGAACGCUCUCGUCUGGUGCUUCGCCAUUUUCUGCUCUAUCUUCAGCCUCCUCCUCAUACUCGCCGGCGUCAUCACCCUUAUCGUCUUCCUCGCCGUGAAGCCAAAACACCCUUCUUUCGACAUCGCAAACGCGAGCCUCAACAGCAUCUACAUCGACUCGCCGAGCUUGCUCAACGGGGAGCUCUUCAUCCUCGCUAAUUUCACGAACCCAAAUCAGAGAAUCAACGUGGGUUUCGAGUACUUGAACAUCGAGCUCCUCUUCCAUGGCACGCUGAUCGCUGCCCGGGCGAUCAAACCUUUUGAGCAGAGGAGCGGGCAGUCGAGGCUACAGACGAUACAGAUGGUGUCGAGCCAGGUCCCUCUGCCGCCGAUGCUCUCGUGGGAACUUCAGCGGCAGGUAAGGAACAACAGAAUUCAGUAUGAGAUCAGGGGAAACUUCAAAACCAGAGCAGGUUUGGGGCUGAGCCACAUCACGUACUGGGUCACUAGACAGUGUUUGGUUGAGCUCACAAGCCCACCUAAUGGAGUCUUGGUCAGCCGUAGCUGCAGAACGAAUUAAUGGAGACUCUUCUCUUCCUGUUUCUCAUUUCCUCUUUUAUGCGUGGGAAUGCAGGGUAUUUCUUUUUGUAAACAUAAGCUAUAAAAAUUGGCAAAAGCUCAAAUUCAUUCGUUGUAAGAGAAAAACAAGAUAAAUCAAAAGAAGAAGAUGUCCAUGGCAUGAAAGCCUCAUAGAUCAUUCUAUUACAGUUGAAAUUUAUGAUACCAACUGUAUUUUUUUGCACAUUGAAAUGAAGAAGAAUAAUGACAGGACCCUAGCCCCUGGUCCCUGCAUCUUCUUUUGUUUUAUUUUUUUUAAGAUAUCUUAAAUUGGCACUUAUUAUUUAUUAACUUAUUUACUUUUUCUUGGUGGCAGUCACAGUUUCCUCCAUUUUAACCACUACCCUAUAUUGUGGAGAAUUCGUAGAUAGUGGCAAAACCACCUUGUAAACCUUCUUUAAAGUUCCCUGCUGCAUAUGUGUGAUAGUUUGUCUGUCUUCUUCUUGUUAUGGUGCGGGUGUUGAGAGUCCGUCCGAUUUCAAGCUUAGGUACAUAAACAUUGUCUAUUCCUUUACUGGUUUCCCAGCUGCAUGUAUAUACGCAUAAUUCAAAAUACUAGCAUGCUAUAUUUCCAUUUCUCAAAUCAAAUCAAUGAUUAACAAAAACUAUGAUACAUAGAUCCAACUGAUACCUAUACCCUGCAUAUGUGAACUGAAUCACGCUCCCAUGCUAUGUAUUUAUGUAUGUGGGUGUUUCCUAUGUACCUAUGCUCCUAUGCUGCUUGUACUUGUUUGUAAAAAGUCACGUUUGCAUGCUUCACUGAAAAUCUAAAGUAUUACGUAUGUAUACAUGUUGGUGUUUUAUAUAUACCGAUGCUGCUAAUACCUUUUAGUAAAAAACCAUGUUUGCGUGCUUCAAUGAAAGUGACAUGAAUGUUCCUACAUGCAUGUGUAGUUUUAUAGACUCCAGUUCUAUAUGACAUACAUGAUGUUACAUCCAUCCAUGAUGUCAAUGUAUGCAUGCAGUGAUUCUUCAUUAACCAACUCGUGCUUUGCAUUUCCAUGUUGAGAGCAUGGUACUACGGUUUCAUAUCAAUGCUACUUUGCGUACAUAAUUUUCGUGAUUCUCAUAACCGAAAAAAAAAAAGGAAAUGUCCAUGGAGAAUCGAUGCCCUGCUAAGGUUUUUCCUUGUCCUGCUGAUUCGUUUUUGCUCUUAUACAGUUGUUCGAUGUAAACUGUUCUUGAUGAGCCAUUUC
Molecule: messenger RNA, 2366 nt
Organism: Nymphaea colorata (pocket water lily)
Lineage: Eukaryota; Viridiplantae; Streptophyta; Magnoliopsida; Nymphaeales; Nymphaeaceae
Exons: 1
Coding region: 476-1132 (218 amino acids)
Cellular component (GO): plasma membrane
Source: RefSeq, a predicted model, not a curated record